CUGCAUGUGGCUUCCCCUAUCCCCGGCCCCGUGACUCAGUCCCUCUGAGGGAACCAGCCCUCUUCUUGGCACACAGGGGCUAGGUGGGGACACCAGAGUUGAGAAGUAUAAAAGUUCCCAGCCAAAAUAGAAUUGAAGAUACAACCUGACGGUGGCGGCCUGUGACAGGGACCUCUCUGCCUGAUAUCCACAGAUGUCUGGGGUCAAACUCUCACUGUGUCAAGGCCUAUCCAUUGGUGAGCGGCUACUGUGGGUCCCGGGAAGAGGGUGGACAGAGAGAAGUCUGAAUUGCCUGAACAGGAUUUAUACAAAUGCAGACUCCAUGUUGGGCUCUCUUUGCCUUCUGUGGCUGGCGGCCAUGACCACCUCCUUGGUUUCCCAAGCUCAUAUCUUGACCAUGGAAGACUACCAGGAAGGGGAAGGGGAUGAUAUGACAGUAGCUACACCUUCCUUAGCUGUCCGUUGCGACUAUGACCGUUGCCGACACCUGCAGGUGUCCUGCCAGGAGCUGCAAAAGGUUGGGCCAGUAGCUUGCCUGUGCCCAGGGCUCUCCAGGGAAGAUCAACAGCCAGACCCUCCUCGCCUGGGAGAAGUGCAAAUAAUGGCUGAAGAAGGUUACGCAGUAGUUCACUGGUGUGCUCCCUUCUCUCCAGUCAGCCACUACUGGCUUCUGCUUUGGGAAAGCAACGGAGCUCCACAGAAGAGUGCCCCUCUCAAUGCUACAGUUAGAAGAACAGAACUGAAGGGCCUGAAGCCUGGGGUUGCUUAUGUCCUCUGUGUGGUGGCUGCUAAUGAUGCAGGUGAGAGCAAUGUUCCUGGGGCAGAUGUUGAGGGUCCUGAGAACUGGACUGGCCCUUCCUUUGGGCCCUGUCGCAAGCUUAUCAUGCCGCCCAAGCCUGUUACCCUGGUCCACGCUGCCGUGGGAGUUGGCACAGUUUUAGCUCUGCUGAGCUGUGCAGCCCUGGUCUGGCAUUUCUGCCUUCGUGAGCGGUGGGGUUGCCCCCGACGUCAAGGUAUUGCCCAAGCUUCAGAAGCACUCUGAUGGGAGUACCAUUGACUAUAAACAACUCUGGUGCAGUCCAGCUUCAUCUGGAGAGCCCAACCCACUCCCAGGAGGGGUGUGGGGCUUGCUGCCACCUGGCAUCAGAGGCACAACCAAGCCAGAGCAGAAGCCCAGGCAAUUGGCCUCAGAACUGAGGGUUUGUUUAGUCCCUAACUGGUCACUAUGUUCCUUCCCUGUUGGGGGGUAGAAAAAGCAAUUAUUCCUUAGAGGUCAGAUGAAAAUGAUUUAAGCUUUAUGAGUUUGAAAGGGUAAAAUUACAGACAUUUUAUAUGUACUUAUAUAUAGCCAUUUUAAAUGGAGCUGUUUAAGGCCUGGUGUGGUGGUUUACAAUUUUAAUCUCCAGCGCCCUGAAGGCAGAGGCACUCAGAUUGAAGUUUCCAAAGCAGCCUGAUCUACAUAGAAAAAUCCCAAGCCAACCCAGAUAAUAUAGUGACACCCUGUCUCAAAAAGAAUAAAAAAAAAAAACCCAAAACCAACAAAAGGACUGGCGGGAUAGAGAGAUUGUUCAGCAAUUAAGAACACUGGCUAUUUUUCCAGAAGAUCAGAAUUUUAUUCCCAGCAUCCACAUGACAUCUGUAAUUCCACUUCCAGGAGAUCCAAAGUCUACUUCUGACUUCUGCCAGUAUCAGGCACUCACAUACAUACAUACAUACAUACAUACAUACAUAUACACAGACAGACAGACAGACAGACAAAACACUCAUAAACAUAAAAUAAAAAUUAAUUUGAACUGUAGCUAUUUAAAAAUGUAAACUGUUCCUAGCUCAUAGGCCUCCCAUGGCAAGUGGCAGACAGGUCUGGCCUGUUGGCUGGGUUUUGCCAAAACCUGUUAGAUUCAAAAGGACCCUGCAACUGUGGGUGGUUCCCAUACAUGCAUAUUCUGAGAAUAAGCUUCUGCAGGGCAGAUGUUGAGGCUGGAGCUAUGUUCUUCUGCUCCCUACUGUUCUGUUACUAAGGAUGAUCCUGCUCAGAGUCCACCUGUGUCUAUGGAAGCUGAGGAUUAGAAAUCAGCAUGGGCUGAGGAGACAGGGCCCACGCCUCUGUCCACACAAGUUAGCGCUUUUGUCUGUUACUAACGGUUUGAACAAAUGACUACCCACAAGUUUGUGUAAUUGCUUUUUCACCGUAUUAACAUUAAAGGGAACCUAAAAUCAUUAUA
Mastomys coucha (southern multimammate mouse) is the source of this 2222-nucleotide messenger RNA. RefSeq names its product LRRN4 C-terminal like (gene Lrrn4cl). The transcript has 2 exons. Lineage: Eukaryota; Metazoa; Chordata; Mammalia; Rodentia; Muridae. The coding region runs from base 194 to 1042 and encodes 282 amino acids. The record is from RefSeq and is a predicted model, not a curated record. Gene Ontology annotation, molecular function: protein binding.